AUAAAGUCUGGGGUUAAACUCGCUGCCUUCUCUCUAGUGAGCGGGGCGAGCUGCGUCAGCGGUGGGAAAGGCGCAGCGGAGUCUGCGAAUUGCUGUUCUCUAGAAUGCUUUCUUGAUUUCUGCAGUUUGGAUGCUAAAUCUACGAGUAUCCAGGUGGUAGUUAAAGAAGGGGGUCUGAAGCUCAUCCAGGUCCAAGAUAACGGCUGUGGUAUCAGAAAAGAAGAUCUGGACAUUGUAUGUGAGAGAUUCACUACAAGUAAACUGGAAAAAUUUGAAGACUUGGCUAGUAUUUCUACGUAUGGUUUUAGGGGUGAGGCGUUGGCUAGCAUCAGUCAUGUUGCCCAUGUUACAGUAACAACUAAAACAGCUGAUGCAAAGUGUGCAUACAGAGCUACUUACAGUGACGGAAAAAUUAAAGCCCCUCCGAAACCCUGUGCUGGAAACCAAGGAACGCAGAUCACAGUUGAAGAUCUCUUUUACAAUGUAAAUACACGGAGGAAAGCUUUAAAAAAUCCAAAUGAAGAAUAUGCAAAAAUACUAGAAGUUGUUAGCAGGUAUGCCAUCCAUAACUCUGGCAUCAGCUUUUCAGUUAAAAAGCAAGGGGAUACCGUGUCAGAUGUUAGAACCUUAUCGAAUGCCUCAACAGUGGACAACAUUAGGUCCAUCUUUGGAAAUGCUGUUAGCAGGGAACUAAUAGAAGUGGGUUGUGAAGAUGCAAGUCUGGCCUUUAAAAUGAAAGGCUACAUCACGAAUGCAAACUACUCUGUGAAGAAAUGUAUAUUUUUACUCUUCAUAAACCAUCGAUUGGUAGAGUCAGCCGCUUUGCGGAAAGCCAUAGAAACUGUGUAUGCUGCUUAUUUGCCAAAAAGUACACAUCCAUUCCUAUAUUUAAGCCUGGAAAUAACUCCUCAGAACGUAGACGUGAAUGUGCACCCUACAAAACAUGAGGUCCAUUUCCUUCAUGAAGACAGUAUUCUAGAGCGUGUGCAACAACAUGUAGAGAGCAAGUUAUUGGGCUCGAAUUCUUCAAGGAUGUACUUCACUCAGACAUUGCUUCCAGGGGCCGAUUGUUCUUCCAGUGAGGUUGUAAAAUCAGCCGCAAACUCUUCUGUGGUUACCAAAGGAACCAGUGAUAAAGUUUACGCACAUCAGAUGGUCCGCACUGAUUCCCGAGAGCAGAAAUUGGAUGCUUUUCUUCAGCCGGUGAACAACCCCCUAAGUACAGCCCCCGCUGCAGUGACGACAGAGGUUAAUGCAGGACCUGCAGAGGCUGUGGUCAGGCCGCAGGAUGCUGAAAUGGAAGAUGUCAGUGACCUAGUGGAAAUGGCUGAUGUUGAGGAGGACACAGUGAUGCCUGGGGGGCUGAGUGAGAGUGGACGCUUGUCUCCAGAGACGGUGCCUCCUCGCAAGAGACCACGGGAAGACGUGGACAUAGAAAUGGAGAAGGAUGACACCAGAAAGGACAUGACUGCUGCCUGCACCCCUCGAAGAAGAAUUAUCAACUUGACCAGUGUAUUGACUCUCCAGGAGGAAAUUAGUACCCAGGCACAUGCAA
This is a messenger RNA of Leptosomus discolor (cuckoo roller), 1555 nucleotides long. The record is from RefSeq and is a predicted model, not a curated record. Lineage: Eukaryota; Metazoa; Chordata; Aves; Leptosomiformes; Leptosomidae.